CUGUGACGCUAUCCUUCUCAAAUAAAAAAUACAACAUCAUUUUUGAAAGCAGAACUCAAUAUUUUAGAAAUUUCUUAACAACACACCAAAAUGAACAGACUUUUUGGAAGAGGAAAGCCUAAAGAACCACCACCAAAUCUUACAGAUUGCAUCUCGAACGUUGACAGUAGAGGAGAGUCCAUAGAAAAGAAAAUCAGCAAACUAGACCAGGAAUUGUUGAAGUAUAAGGAUCAAAUGAAGAAGAUGAGAGAUGGUCCCUCAAAGAACAUGUUAAAACAAAGGGCAUUACGAGUCCUGAAGCAGAAAAAACAAUAUGAAAGUCAACUAGAAGGUCUACGACAGCAGUCUUUUAACAUGGAGCAAGCUAACUUUACCACACAGACAUUGAAAGAUACCAAAAUCACUGUUGAUGCAAUGAAAGUUGGUCUUAAAGACAUGAAAAAAGAAUUCAAAAAUAUAAAUAUUGAUCAAAUUGAGGAUUUACAAGAUGACAUGUCAGAUAUGAUGGAACAAGCAUCAGAAAUUCAAGAUGCGCUGGGGAGAACAUAUGGGCUUCCUGAUGACAUUGAUGAGUCUGAUUUAGAUGCAGAACUAGAGGCCCUCGGUGAUGAUCUUCUUCAAGAUGAAGACACUUCAUACUUAGAUGAAGUCAGUGCACCAGCAGCACCUGAUACUAUCCCAGGAGAAAAAGACGGCUCCAAAACCCAGGAUGGCAUCCAGGUUGAUGAAUUUGGACUUCCUGUUCUUGCUAAAAAUUAAGAUAAUUCUAGUUUACCUGCUCAAAAAAUGUCUGUUUUCCCCGGUUUAUAUUUGUGUAUGUUGCACUGAAGCUGCAUUUAUUAUACGUAGACUGCCCAUAUGGACUGAAUGCUAAAAAAUUGAUUUUUUUAUAUGAAAUGCUGUACGAUAAAUAUUGUUAUAGUAUCUCUGUAUAAGGGGAGUAAAUUAAACUUUAGGCAAAAAUAAAACUCUAACCAAAGCUUCACUGUACUUUCUAAUGCACAGUUGGUACAAUAUCAUAGUACCGUGUUAGAWAUAUCAUGUAAUGAUUAAKUAUUUUAAAACAAAAGAGAYRCUUCAAUAUUAUACAGUCUAACACRCAYUACRCAAAUGUGAAGUGAAAAUACCAGCUUUAAGCAAAAAAAGUGUUGAUCUUUUGUAUCUGUUGAUAUAUUGUAUAUUUGCACUCAGCCAAAAUUCAGCAAUAUUGUAAYUAGGUCUAUCCAGUUUAAUUACAGUAAAUUUUACUAGGUGGAAUCUAUGAUAUGAGGCAACACAGCUUGUAAAUUUAACAGUGUAUGGAAUUUAUCAKUAAAAACGUUUUAAAUGAUA
Molecule: messenger RNA, 1332 nt
Organism: Exaiptasia diaphana
Lineage: Eukaryota; Metazoa; Cnidaria; Anthozoa; Actiniaria; Aiptasiidae
Product: charged multivesicular body protein 5
Exons: 8
Coding region: 91-759 (222 amino acids)
Biological process (GO): late endosome to vacuole transport via multivesicular body sorting pathway; vesicle budding from membrane
Cellular component (GO): multivesicular body
Source: RefSeq, a predicted model, not a curated record